This is a messenger RNA of Dibothriocephalus latus, 216 nucleotides long. Lineage: Eukaryota; Metazoa; Platyhelminthes; Cestoda; Diphyllobothriidea; Diphyllobothriidae. The record is from the annotation of a GenBank genome assembly.
GUUUCAGCCGUCGUCUCUCGCUGUCAUCUUGGCGAUUCAAUGGUUGGGUCAUCAAGCCGUCUUGUGACCGCCCAAAAGAAGCAAGCCGUCGUGUUUGAAUCCUGUCCGGCCCUGUCCUUCUCCCCGCCUCCACCUCAGAAGUAUGGAGUUGUACUGACGCAGCUUCGCUCUAUUCUUGGGUCUCCUGACGCACAGAGCCCUGAACUCUACUGCUGA